Messenger RNA from Hyposmocoma kahamanoa, 2185 nucleotides. It is a transcript of the gene ball, whose product is annotated as serine/threonine-protein kinase VRK1-like. Gene Ontology annotation, molecular function: ATP binding; protein serine/threonine kinase activity. The transcript has 7 exons. NCBI's taxonomy places the organism in Eukaryota, Metazoa, Arthropoda, Insecta, Lepidoptera, Cosmopterigidae. Gene Ontology annotation, biological process: peptidyl-serine phosphorylation; signal transduction. Gene Ontology annotation, cellular component: nucleus; cytoplasm. The record is from RefSeq and is a predicted model, not a curated record. Bases 137 to 1795 code for a protein of 552 amino acids.
GAUGGACGCUAUUUUUGUUGUGUGAAAUAAUUGUCAACUUGUAAAUCAUAAACACAUUGAGAAAUUAAAUGUAAAGAUUAGUAUUAUCGGUAAAGAACUUACGAUAGUGAGAGUAAUUUUGUGUUAAUAAAUAGCAAUGACAGGACGAGGCAAGAAGGCAGCGGCGGCGCCGCGAAAAAAAGCGAAUGGGUACAAAAUGCCUGCUCCCAUACGUAAUGGAGAAGUUAUUAACGAUAUUAUGAUGAAGAAGAAGUGGCGGAUAGGCCCUUCAAUAGGCGUCGGUGGCUUCGGCGAAAUAUAUUCCGCGUGUGAUCACGAGAGUUCGCCUAAACAAGGAAGCGGAUAUCCUUUUGUUAUCAAAAUUGAACCACAUGAAAAUGGACCUCUCUUUGUUGAAAAACACUUCUACAUCAGAAAUGCUAACAAGGAUGACAUUGCAAAAUAUAUAAAGGAGAAGAAGCUUUCAAGUCUGGGCAUGCCCACAUACUUUGGUAAUGGUUCACAUGAGUACAAUGGUGAGAAAUAUCGGUACCUGGUGCUGGAAAGGUACGGUAAAGACUUGUGGAGUUUAUUCAAGGAUUGCGGACGGAUAUUCCCAACAACUACUGUCUUUCAACUUGGACUGCAGAUGAUCGACGUCCUUGAAUACAUCCAUAGCCGUGGUUACGUGCAUGCUGAUAUCAAAGGCGCCAACAUUCUGCUUGGACUGAAGAAAGGCACAGAGAAUCAAGCAUACUUGGUCGACUUCGGUCUAGCGACGCGCGUCACGGACAAGGAGUUCAAGCCAGAUCCAAAAUGUGCACAUAACGGAACUAUUGAGUAUACCAGUCGAGAUGCCCAUCUUGGAGUGGCGACGAUGCGCGGCGACCUCGAGAUCCUCGGCUAUAACAUGUUGCAGUGGCUGGUGGGAGAACUGCCCUGGGAGAAAAACCUGAAACAACCCAAGGCCGUCCAGGACAUGAAGGAAGCCUUCAUGAAGAAUGUACGAAGCAACAUUACUAAGCAGUACAGUCACGUUCCCGAUGCACUGAUAAAAUUCUUUGAGUACAUAAACUCAAUGAAGCCAAAAGACGUACCUGAUUACACAAAAUGCCGAACACUGUUCGAGAACUACCUCAAAACUGAGGGAAAGACUCGCAAUAGCAAACUGGAAUUCAAAGCAGGCAAGAAGGGCAAAGUUAAAGCCAGUGCUGAUACCAAAGUUACAGAAGAUACUCAAGACAGUACAGUACACUCAAAGAAAAUGGCUCAGAAUGGUGUACCAAAAGCAAGAAGAGGCAGAAAACCAGUACUAAAAGAUCAGCCUAUAGAUAGUGACAACUGCGAAAAUGAAACUCCGGAGAACAGCAUACAAGAAACAAAAGGAAAUAAAAGAAAAUCCUCAGAACCAUCACUUGUAAUCAAAAUUAAAAAGACAAAAUUAACACCAAAAGCAACACCACCAGUGAAAAAAAAAUAUGCUAAUACUGCUACGCAGACGUCGUUAGAGAAGAUUAGAAGGAGUCCAAGAAAGGUGUCCUUUGACAGCCCUAUUUGCGAGAUUAUCGGUGAGAAAAAACCUCCUAAAAGAACUAAGGACACAAGUCAGGAAUCCGUGAAUUCGAGUGGAGACAUAUUCGAAGAUUCGUUCGUCAUUGAAGAGAAGAAAGUGAAACCGAAAAGGAAGUUAUUAGCCGCCGAAGAAGUAACAGUGAAACGAGUGGUAAAAAAGAAACUGACCACCAAGCCCAAGACGAAGUCUUGGAAAGAUCUACCAACUGUUGUAAAUGGUCGGUCACCACCAAAAACUGUGUAGGCAAAACACCUAUCGUCACGCUGCCGCGGAACUGCGGCAACACGAUGCGUCCUGUGGAAAAUUAAAUAGUAGUGAAUAAUAUUUUGCCGCCUUGAGUGCGUUGAGGUCUUUCCUAGUGCAGGUGCAGUCAGAUUUGACUGAUAACCCUGAACCGCCACUUGUACCCGCGUACAUCAACCUGAGUGCGAACGGGCUACAGCAAUCCUUGCAGUCCUCGUAUUAAUUGCUUCACACGGAUGAUGAAUCUUGUGACGAGAUAUUUUUCGUAUAAAGCUCGGUGGCUUUAUUUCGCGGCGUCGUGUGGGAUCCGUCAACUACAUUUCAUAUUGUUCAAUACAAUCUUAAGAUCUGGACGUCACGCCUGUUCCACCACGGAAACGCUUCCAUCUC